Molecule: messenger RNA, 966 nt
Organism: Sesamum indicum (sesame)
Lineage: Eukaryota; Viridiplantae; Streptophyta; Magnoliopsida; Lamiales; Pedaliaceae
Source: RefSeq, a predicted model, not a curated record
AUGGAGGAUUUGAUUGUGCGUUCACAAAAAUACAUCCGCAUAGAGGAGUCGAACGCGAUGGAUCCUUCAUUCAACAACAAAAGGAAGGGUCGGGAAGAAGAGAAAGAGUCGAAGAAGAAGGAGGAACGCAAACACGUACCUCCAGCUGGUUUCGCCCGCUAUACCCCUUUGAAUGCUCCCAGAGGGGAGAUAUUAGUUGUAACUGAGCGGCAGGGACUGAUCAAUCAAUGGCCGAAAAAAAUGAAGGACAAUCCUAAGAGGCUCAAAUCCGAUAAAUACUGUCGUUACCAUCGAGACAGAGGGCACACAACGGAUGAGUGCCACCAUUUGAAAAAUGAGAUCGAAAAGUUGAUUCAAAGAGGAUAUUUAAAAGAAUAUGUCAAUCGGGGAUCGAAGCACCAACCUCGGGACUCAACCUCCAAACAAGCUGGGAACGACGACAACCUCCCCACGGCAGGGGUCAUCGUCGUGAUUUCAGGUGGCCCCGUUGGGGGCGACUCAACUAAUGCUAGAAGGGCCCUCACUCGAGCAGCUAGGGGGAGUCACGCGCAAACCCCCAUCCAAGUUCACACCAUUAGAUCGCUGCAAGAGAAUGAGAUUUCAUUCGGCCAACAAGACUUAGACCCAACAAGGAAUCAAAACAAUGACUCCUUGGUCAUCUCCGCCACAAUAUCUAACUUCUGGGCCAAAAAAAUCUUGGUGGAUAGUGGAAGUUCGGCAGAUAUUAUAUUCUAUGAUGCAUAUGUCCAGUUAGGGAUUGAUAACGCACAACUUCGGAAGGUGAACACCCCUCUCAUGGGUUUUAGCGGUGACAUGAUCCAACCAAUGGGGGAGGUGAUGCUGCCAUUAUCCCUCGGUUCUCAUCCAAAAAGAUCCAUGAAAUUAGUGAAGUUUCUCGUGGUGAAAGCCCCAUCUGCUUACAACGUCAUCUUGGGGAGACCAAGCCUGAACCUCUUCCGACGAUAA